AUGAUCUCCAGGCUUGCAACACAUGGGAACUGGCCAGCUUGGAGGAAGCCAUGGUAUCUUGCAUGGGUUCUUGCGCUGGCCCUUUGGGCAUUUCUGUUUUUUCAGGCCUCAGCACCUUGGAUUGCUGGCUUUUGUGGACUCCAAGCAGUGGCAAUGCUGUGGGCAUGCCCAGCCUCUGGACCGGCAGGAACCAGCAAGGCCUGUGAUGCUUCGAUGGGUCGUGCUUUAGUGCUUAUGGAUGGUAUUAUCGGUCUGCUUUGGAGUAUCAAGCAGGCCACGCAGAUCUCGUGGCACCGGAGUUCAGACGCUUUGGCCAUCUCCAUGUCAACCUUGCCACUAUUGAUGGUUUCUGUGGGGCUGUUGAGCUCCUCAGCUGAGGGCGAGCUAUUAACAUCAGUCCCAGUGGUGUUACUGUACUUCGCUGGCUUUGGCGCCACGAGUGUACUGAAGGAAAACUACGGGAGCUUGGCGGUGUUCCUUGUGCUGAUUCUGGCGCAUGCUGCCCUACAUUUGCCUUUCCCUCCCAAUGAUCCAGAAAGCAAUCCUUUUCACAACUCUUUCAAGCGUUCCCUCCAACGAUGUGCGAAAUUCAUGGCGCAGCCGGUAUCUGGCUUUGGUGACGAAGGAAGUGGUGGAUGA
Messenger RNA from Durusdinium trenchii, 639 nucleotides. The record is from the annotation of a GenBank genome assembly. NCBI's taxonomy places the organism in Eukaryota, Dinophyceae, Suessiales, Symbiodiniaceae.